AUGACCGAUCCCAACGUCCCACGCGCCGUCUCAGCCUUCGUCGCCGCCCUUCCUAAGGUCGAACUCCAUGUCCAUAUCGAGGGCACUCUGACUCCCGCCCUCCGCUGGCGCCUCGCGCAAAAGAAUGGCAUCGCGCUCUCCUACAAGACGUACGAGGCCCUCCUCGCCUCGUAUGCGACCAUGUACAACCACCGGCGCGAGCUGCACGGCGACAAUGGCCUCCCGACGUUCCUCGAGGCGUACUAUGGGGGGAUGGAGGUGCUGAGAACGGAGGACGACUUCUACGAGCUGGCGAUGGAGUACUUCGCAAAGGCGGCGGAGAUGAAUGUGCGUUACGCGGACCCGUUCUUCGACCCGCAGGCGCAUACGCGAAGAGGGGUGCCGCUCGGGGACGUGAUGCGUGGCUUCGAGCGCGCGGGCAGGGAUGCGAAGGAGAAAUAUGGCGUCAAUGUGGGCUGGACGAUGUGUUUCCUGCGCGAUAUGCCUCCGGAGGAUGCGCUAGCGACGUAUGAGGCGGCGGUGCGGGACUUUGGGGGCGUAUUUCACGCGAUCGGGUUGGACAGCAACGAGUACAACCGGCCUCCGCGGCUGUUCGCAGAGGUCUUCCAACGCGCGAGGGCGGAUGGGUACAAGAUCACCGCACACUGUGACGUCGGGCAGAAAGACACGCACGAGCACAUCCGGGAGGUCGCGACUAGCUGCAUGGGAGGAGUCGAGGGCGCCGAUCGUAUCGACCACGGGCUGAACGUUGCGGAUCAGCCUGAGCUCCUCGUGCUAGUCAAGGAGCGAGGGCUGGGACUGACGCUGUGCCCACACGCGUACCACCGCCGGCUGCCCACGGACUGGGUGUUCGGGAGCAUAAAGAAAGUCUGGCAAGCCGGAAUUCCAUUUAGCGUCGCGAGCGACGACCCGACGUACAUGCAUCAGCAGUGGGUGACGGAGAAUCUGGGCAAGGUGAUGCAUUACUGCGGCUUCCAGGAGAAGGACAUGGUGAAGAUUCAGCGCGAUGGGGUCGCUAUGUCAUGGGCGUCGGAGGAGGUGAAGGAGGCCAUAUUUCGAGAGUUAGAUAGGUUCGAGAAGCAGUGUAGCAGCUAG
This is a messenger RNA of Schizophyllum commune H4-8, 1095 nucleotides long. RefSeq names its product adenosine deaminase. Gene Ontology annotation, cellular component: cytosol. The coding region runs from base 1 to 1095 and encodes 364 amino acids. The record is from RefSeq and is a predicted model, not a curated record. Gene Ontology annotation, biological process: adenine catabolic process; hypoxanthine salvage. Lineage: Eukaryota; Fungi; Basidiomycota; Agaricomycetes; Agaricales; Schizophyllaceae. The transcript has a single exon. Gene Ontology annotation, molecular function: adenine deaminase activity.